CCAGGCGGUCCACAGGGAUGCAUUCAUAAAACGCGUCUACUAACAUUCCGGACGCGUGGAGUUAACGGUUCGAGCACAUUGUGUAACGUCUUUGUUUACUUUCCAAUGUGAUUUUCCCACUCUCAGUUGCAGAUACUUUGCAAAGCAAGACAUUCGACUUCCAAAAUGAUGGAUUUAUUUAGGAGACCAGUUGUUCCAGAGCAAAUUUUGAGAGAAAAGGACCUUCAACUUUUCAACUUUGUAAAGCAAUGCUUCAUCGCAAAAGCACACGAUGGUAAGAGCUUUGUUCAGUUCAAAGGUGAGACAGAUUCAUCUGUUGAAGCAGCAUUGAAAAAGAAGUAUGAAAGAAGACAGGACAUUCUACACUGUGGUUUAUUUACAUCUAUUGCAAAACCAUAUCGUGAUUUGGGAGCUGUUGUUAUGGAUAACCAAGAUCUGUUUGCACCAUACAUCACUACUGAACAGCAGCAACAAUUAAAGAAAAUUAUGGAAAAAAAGUUUGAAGACAAAACAAUUCAAAAGAUUGUGGAUAUAAAAGCAGAACAGGCGAAGAAAUCUCAGGCUCCUUCAGCUGAACAGUCAAAGAAACAGAAUGGAUACUACUACAUUCACGAGUACUUAAAUGAGAAUAAGUGGAUAACUAAUGCAAUGCAUACAGGAAAGCCUCUUUCAUUGUGCCUCAAAGAACUGGAUGAUAUGUAUGCUGAAGCAAAAAGGCAACAACAAAUGAGAGCCUUAUCCUCUGCUCAGGAAAGAAAGCUAUCAAUGCGCCAACAUUCACGAAGAACAGCAGAUGAGCCAGUUCCACUUUCGACAUUGAGAAACACAGCUGCCAAAAGAUAUAAAGAAUGUGGCCUCUUAACACAGCCAAUUCCUAAAGAUUUAAAUAAUGAAGAGACAUUGAUGAACUUGCAUGCACGAAGAAGACAAUACAUCAAUGAAAAACUGGAAACAAUUUACAGCCUUUUAUGUGGGGUUGUCAAUAUGAAAUGCAAGGAUCUCAAACGUCUUAUGCCAAUGCCGAUCACAUAUGUGGAGUUUCUGCUGAAAGGACCAGAAGAAGGCGAGAAUCCGUUUCCUUUAGGACUCUCACAGUUGCUAAGGAUUAGCCGUCAAAAGAUGACCAAAUGUUACCCGUCAAUACUAUUGACUCCAAAGGAAUUGAGGACUCCUGAGCUUGUAUGGAAAACAUUUCUCUGCAAUGACAGUGCACCACCCAUUUCAGAUCAAUGUCGUAGAACAUCACAAGUGCUUAGCGCAACAGCGGCCUCAUUGAAAUCAGAUUUAACUGAAACUGAAGCUGCAGUGUUUGAACUUCCACCGUGGUUAGCGCUCAUUGAAGCUAAGAACACUACAGAACUGCGCUUUCGGCGGAAAUUAAGAGAGAGCAAGGAUACGAUUCAAACUCUGAAAGCAACAUUUGCAAAUUUACAGAAAACAAUGGCCAAACUGACCCAGAGGAGAAUACUGUUGAAAAAAGAAAAUCGUAAGAUCAGAAUGGGCGCCAUUCUACAGCUCCUUGAUAUUAGCCGUGAAGUGGACUUUGGAACGAUGAUCGAUUCAAUCGAUCAUGACACUAAGGUUCUAGAACCACCCAAGCACCCACCUCUUUGGUUCAUCAUCCUAAUGAAUGAAUGUUUAGAAUUUGGCAUCCCAGAAGAAACCAAUCCCCUGUUACAGAAACUGUCAUUUUUCCACCACUUUACUGCAAGUUGUGUACCUUCUGCUGAGGAAAAGUUAUGCCUUUUGGCAGUUUCCCUUCCAGCCCAUCAGCUCCUUAAGCUCGCAGUUCAGGAUGCUUUGCUGUUUAUCGUGCAAUGUAUUUUCAAGUGUUCUUCAAAACAUGUGAAGCAGUGGUACCAGUACAGAAAAUUACCCUUCACAUUAAUUUGCGGACAAUAGAGACGUACACACUUUGUUGAUCAAAAGAGAUGCAGAUUACUGAGCACAUCAAGCUGUAUGAAAAAGUACACCUUUCAGUGUUAUUUUUGCAAUUCCACUCUGGGGGUUAAGGAGGCUGAAGCACAACUGUGCUUGUAUCAUAUUCUCGAAUCAAAAAUAAAAUAUGACCUGC
Molecule: messenger RNA, 2074 nt
Organism: Chiloscyllium plagiosum (whitespotted bambooshark)
Lineage: Eukaryota; Metazoa; Chordata; Chondrichthyes; Orectolobiformes; Hemiscylliidae
Source: RefSeq, a predicted model, not a curated record